Trichoderma atroviride IMI 206040 is the source of this 1702-nucleotide messenger RNA. RefSeq lists its product as uncharacterized. Gene Ontology annotation, molecular function: cyclin-dependent protein serine/threonine kinase regulator activity; protein kinase binding. Gene Ontology annotation, biological process: regulation of cyclin-dependent protein serine/threonine kinase activity. Gene Ontology annotation, cellular component: nucleus; cyclin-dependent protein kinase holoenzyme complex. NCBI's taxonomy places the organism in Eukaryota, Fungi, Ascomycota, Sordariomycetes, Hypocreales, Hypocreaceae. The record is from RefSeq and is a predicted model, not a curated record.
AUGUUGAAGACGUCCCCCAUUCUCUCUCCCUCCGCCAACGCCUCGCCCUCCGGCUUCCACAAUGCGCCGUCGCGAUCCUCGCAGGAGUCUGCUUCGUCCCACCCGUCGCAGCUCCCAGCCGUGAGCCCCAGGCCCGCCUAUCUGCGCCGUCGAUUGUCGACAGAGUCCGAAGCCGUCUCCGUGUCGGCAUCCUCGUCAGCGCUGUCGCCAGGCCGCUCACGCCGUACCGGGGCCUCGACCAGCGAUAUCCGGUCCCCUGCCCGCGCCUUUUCCUCCUCCUCUGCCUCUCCGCUGGCAGCUCCCACGACCACAACCACCAAGACGACGGUGACGACAUCUACGAACAUGGGCAUCGACGACUCUGAGAGCCCGAGCCGAACCUCGCCCGCCCAAGCCCGGCUGUACAACGCUCUGUCGCCUAACAAGCGUCGACUUGCCGCCACCGCUGAAGCUUCUUCUGUAGAUGAAUCUUUAACGCCUGCUGCCGCUGCUUCGAGUUCCGAUGCGGCUCAGGCUCAGGCUCAGGCUCAGCGGUCCGCCUCUCCUCAAGCACCGAAACGAGCCAGGCCCGAGGAACAGCCUCCCCGUGUUUUGCCCAACAAAUAUGAGUUUUGCCCGGUCGAACACAUGGUCGAGCUGAUUGCACAUAUGCUGGGAGAGUUGAUUGCCACCAAUGACGCAAUUCGCAUUUCAAGCGGUGGCCUAACACGGUUUCACUCGAGAACUCCCCCUGGCAUCUCGGUCAGAGACUAUCUCCAUCGGCUGGCUAGACAUGCCACGCUCACGCCACCGCUUCUUUUGGCCAUGGUCUACUACAUUGACCGACUCUGCGCUCUUUACCCGGAAUUCACCAUCAACACCCUCACCGUUCACCGCUUCCUAAUAACUGCAGCCACCGUUGCUGCAAAGGGCCUUUCUGACUCUUUUUGGAACAAUACCACCUACGCGCGAGUGGGCGGUGUGCGUGUGGCUGAACUGCGAUUGCUCGAGCUCGAGUUCCUCUACCGGGUGGAUUGGAGAAUCGUGCCGAAUCCAGAAAUCUUAGUGGCUUACUAUCAGGGACUCGUCCAGAGGGCUCCGGGAUAUGAACUGGAGUCUGAUGGGUUGAGCGAUGAUGACGACGACGACGAACUUGACGACGAUGACAACGAAGAAGAUGCUGCGCAGCAGUAAGAGCGCCAAAGGGGAUUGACGAACAUACAUUCUGAAACCUCCCUCUAGUCGGGAUGGGCCAACGUCGAGAAGCGGCUUAUAUCAAUGAUACCCCACCUUUUUCACCAUUGCACCUUAAUUUUUUUUGUGUUCACUUACUUUAUUCUCUUUCUCUUUUUCUCUCGCCAGCCGCAUCUCAUUGGCCUUUUUUGCUGCUUCACGACAUGCAUCUCUGGUCACACAACUCAUAUCUCCUUGCAUAAACUUGUGGAGUCAAAGUUACUAGGAAGGAAAAGGGCUUUUUUUUGCACUCUGUUUUUGUUUUCCACUUUGUUAACAUACAUAUACACGCGUAACUCGGAUUCGUUAUUCAGAGCAUGGUUGGUGGGAGGGGGGGACCACGGCGGAGGAAGGGCAUUGGCGUUUUAUGGGUGUUGUAAAUGGAGCAUUUUUUGUUACUCUUGCAUGUUGGAUAUGGGACGAGAUUUUGGUAGAAUUCGAGGUGGAGAUAAUGCAUGCGUAUGUAUAUAUGAAUUGAAUAUUAAUUUCA